CACACAACAUCUUAGGACCUAGGUAAGUACCGAGCGUGAAAGACUACCUAGUAAGUAGCCUCUCAAGUCUUAUAUGUUUCUACCAACACACACACAUAAAUACCUAACCAACUUUAUCGUGGCAAACGCUAAAGUUAGGUUAAGCCAACAUUCGUGCUCGUAUUCUAAGUUAUCUACUUACCUAGGCACGGCAUAAAUGCAAUCCGUACCUGCCCUAUUGCAUUUACGAAUACCGCACGCAUUAUUACAAUUACAUAGGACGACGUCAGUUUCUACUAGGUAGAUCAUCAGGCACCUGCCGUUCAUUUUGACAUUAUCUAGAUCCUGUUCUUCAACGAACCACUCCGCCACUUAAGCUCAACCCAAACGUUUUCGUCAUUAGUGAAAACAAUUUCUAGCCUACUACAAUCUAAUCCUCUUGAAUUAGACCUGUCUACUACAGCCGAAAUGGCGCCUCCACAAGAUCACGAGGUCAUCGUAAUAGAUGAUGAUGACGACGAUAUCAGCAACGGCGAUAUCGAUGGCUCUAGGGGCUUAUUUCUGGGACGCGAUGGGCUUAUCGAUCUGGACGACGACAUUUUUGCAAGGGGAGUUGUUGAUUAUUUCGAUGGGUUUAAUGCUAUUGAAAACGGGAUGGAUCAGCCGCUCGCAAAUAACGUUCCUCCGCAAAUCAAUCCCAGAGAUAGCGUCAGGGCUGUUUUCCCGGAUAUCUGCCCGGACUACCUAGAGAGGCUCACAAAUGAAUAUGGUAACAACUCUGAUGUCAUUAUUGACGCGAUACUGGAUUCUCAAGAGAAGGGCGAGGAAUACCCAAGACAGCCAGUCAAUAACCCUCUCAAGCGCAAGAGAGCCCAUGGCAUUGAUGACGAUGGAGGCGCGGAUAUGAACGAUAUCAAGACCGAAGACGACAUUACCAAGGAUAUUAAGGCCAAGAUUUCCCAACCGGGGUACCAUCAAGAUACCGUGAAUUCGUCAUAUAAAAAGCUGGCUACGAAGCUUUUAUCUAUCGAUUUCCCUAAGGUCCACAUGUCCCUCAUUAGAACUUACCUCACGGAAAAUUCUGGCUCUCUUUUCAAAACAUAUACAGCUAUGAAGGACAUUGAGAAUAGCCGGAAAGACGGCGAAGCGCCUUGGCCUGAAAAGAAGACCCUAACGCCGUGCAUCCGCAUUUUUGAGAAAGAUCACAUUGGUCAUCUCAAUAUGAACGAGUAUACCGCACCGGAGCAAUUGGCGAUUGCCGAACUACGUGCUGCGAGAGAUCUGGCAGAUUUUAAGCAAGGGCAGACCGAACUGAGAAUUGAGGAGGAGAAUAACUUCAGUCACGCCAAAUUGACAGGAAAAACUGAAGAGUGCGGUUGCUGCUUCGAAGAGUGCGCUAUUAAUCGAAUGAUCCAUUGUGAUGGAGAAAAUCCACACCGGUUUUGCCGAGACUGUAUGAAGUCUCAAGUAGAUGCAAACAUCGGCCUUUCAAAAUACGAGUUGACUUGUAUGUCCAUGGACGGAUGUUCGGCUGGCUUUGAGGGUUCUCAACGAAAACUAUUUCUCGACAAAAAAACCCUCAUGGCAUUGGAUAGACUCGAAAUUGAUGCUUCAUUGCGCAUGGCGGGCCUCGAAAACCUUGAGACAUGUCCUUUCUGCCCUUAUGCAGCAGAAUAUCCGCCUCCUGAAGUCAAUAAAGAAUUCCGCUGCGAUAACCCGGAAUGUGAGAAGAUUAGCUGCCGGCUCUGCCGGAAAGAGAGCCAUAUACCGAGGACGUGCGAAGAGAAUGCUGCUGAUCACGGCCUCUCGGCUCGGCACGUCCUCGAGGAGGCGAUGAGUGAAGCGCUGAUCCGAAAGUGCAAUAAUUGCCAACAUCCAUAUGUGAAGCUUGAAGGAUGUAACAAGAUCACAUGUACGCGAUGCCGUACAUUGCAGUGUUACGUUUGUCGAAAGACCAUUAUUGGUUAUAACCAUUUCAACGACCCUUCACGAGGCGGCCACCAAGGCCAGUGUCCUCUUUACGAUAAGACGGAACAACGUCACGAGGAGGAAAUCAGACAGGCUGAAGAAACUACCCGAAAGAAGGUAGAGAUGGAACACCCGGGAUUGACUGCCGAUGCUUUAAGUAUUAAAGUGUCCGAUGAAGUUAAGAAAGACGAAGAACGACGACUUCUAAGACCUCAUGAGCAACGAAGGCUUGAUAGGCAAAGAGCCAUGUUUAAUCCCUGGGAAAUCAAUGCACGCCUUCCACAAGCUGGAAUGGCUAUUCCUCCUCCUAUAGGGCGUCCUGAAGGCAAUGGUCCAGACUUAAUGCGUGCUAGGAUCGCCCUCGCAGAGAGGCAUGCUCAAGUUAGGGCACAUUUGGAAGAGAGACGUGCUCGGGCUGCACGUGAGAGAGGAUGGAACUUAGAACCUCCACGUUUGCCUCAUCCUGUAGCCCCCCGCGUCGCUGACGCUGGUGAAGGUGCUCCAGUUAGACCUAUCAUAGGAGGAGGAAACCCGCCUAUACCGGGAGCUCUACUCUUUCACGCUCUUAACACUCGUGAAGGCGGUCUAGCCGCACCCGCGCGACCGCUUAGAACAGCCGACCGUUUCCCUCAUAUGAAACUUCGAAAAAUUGGUUGAGACGACCGCUUUUGUCGUUUAAAUAACGAAUGAAUAAAUCCAGUACUAUGGGUUUAAAGGAGAAUGGACAAGUUGCAGGGUCAGGCUGUGGUCAGCAUGGAUUAUUAAGACAGCCUCUCAAUUCUCUGGACCGGUACAUACGGAGUUCUAGUUCUUUAAGAACAUAUACCUGAAAGGCCUUUUGAAAUCUCUAAAAUUAGUGAUGGGGGACCAAUUCUGGGCUUUCUUCUAACCAACGGAGUUGGUGUUUCACUCGUCCUCAGAUACCCAUAUUAAUAAGAGGAUAGAAUCGUUUGUGCAUCGAGAGGAUUUUACGAUAUCAGAAUUCAUAAGGCGCAAGGAGUCCCGGCUGCUCCGAUGAAUCGCUUUUGCCUAUAGCUUAGAUAGGAGAUCUGACUUUUUGCUUGCUAAUAACAUUCGCGUUUC
This is a messenger RNA of Annulohypoxylon maeteangense, 3030 nucleotides long. RefSeq lists its product as uncharacterized. Bases 448 to 2604 code for a protein of 718 amino acids. The record is from RefSeq and is a predicted model, not a curated record. The transcript has 6 exons. Lineage: Eukaryota; Fungi; Ascomycota; Sordariomycetes; Xylariales; Hypoxylaceae.